Molecule: messenger RNA, 540 nt
Organism: Diaporthe amygdali
Lineage: Eukaryota; Fungi; Ascomycota; Sordariomycetes; Diaporthales; Diaporthaceae
Exons: 1
Coding region: 1-540 (179 amino acids)
Source: RefSeq, a predicted model, not a curated record
AUGGCCGACGCACGCCAACGAUCAAUGUCCAAUGCGCCCAAGUUCGCAGACCGCACCUUCGAGCAGCGCGAAGUGGACGCCAAGGUCAACGGGCCCAUGAUCCAGCGCGCACGCGUGGUCAACAGCAUCCUGACGGCCAAGUACCUGAAGGCGAAGAGCAUCUUCGACAACUACCACGAGUACGACGUGGACCAGGCGUUCGUGCCCACGACAACGGGCGAGCCCUGCUGGCGCGAGGACGCAGACCCGUGGCUGCGCAUCCGAGAGACGCUGCCCGAGUUCCUCGAGGACUACACGCGCAUCAUUGUCGAAUCGGGCGGGGAGAUCACGGGCGAGGGCCUGCAGAACCUCGCCGUGGCGUUGAUCCGCGUUGCGAGGGCCGAGUGGGAGGGUGCGGGCAGGGACAAGAAGGCGCUCGACAAGGCCUUCGAGCAGGAGAUCCUGGCGCUCGUGGAGAAGCUCCAGGCGCAGUUCAAGCUGCCUGAGGCUCAGGAUGCGGGCGAUGAUGAUGACGAGGAGGAGGUCGAGGGCGAGAAUUGA